GGCUCCGUUCCAAAUGUUCGGGCGAUAACAUACAUGUCGUCAGCAAAACUCACAAAUCAAAUUGACCGGAUUUCGUGAAAAUCAUACCCACGCUGUUGAGCAUGACUCGUUACAUUGAACUUUCCUAAGCGAUAUUGGGGCAGCAGGGACGAAAGUCCUGGGGCCUGACGCACCCCCCCGCUUGCGAGUCAGCCGCGUAGUCGCCGGCUAAGAAUAGGACUACUAACCCCAAUUCAAGGUGUCAAGCGACCCGUGCUGAGGAAUGAGUGAUCGAGGGGGUGAAAAAGAUGCUCGAUCUUUAACGGAGCCUGUGGGGUACCUGGGCACCCCCCACAGUAAUCUGUCCCUUACCGCGUUAAUGCAGGGCUCUGGCGUGGUGGACUUUAUUUCCCGUGCGACUCGUGGGAUGAAAAAAUGAGCAAAAAUUCAAGAAAUCAAAAUUUAGGUGGAAGUAGUGGUGCGAUCAACCCCUUCGCAAGAAGCGGGUUGAUGAGAUCUCCAACAAGGAGAAGUGAGGAGAUAGGCGCUGGGAGUUGCGUACGCAGCUCAAGCGUGGGUGCUCCAGUCCACUUCCCGGCAAGCCAGCCGGUGGAGGUUAUGGACGGAGCGUGGUUGUUGAGGGCCGUCAACCGAGAAUACAAAGGACGGUCCGCAAUAGAGGUGGCUGAGCAGCAGCUUGGCAAAAUCAUCGACUUUGCGUCCACUAAGUCGAACAUAAGCAAGGACCUGAAAACGGCCUUGCUUCGACUUAGGGCGUCGAUCGACGAUGCCAAGCAGGAGCACGCGGCACUCGCGUUGCUGACUGCUGCAGUAGUGGAGCCUGCAAAUGAGAAAGUGCCGAAGUUUACCCAAACGGAGGCCUUCUCCUUCGCAGGAAGUCCGAAUAAGGCGGAAGCGACUGCUCGCGACAAACGGGGCAAGCAAUCGCAGAAGCGGGCGAGGCAACCGUCAGGCGAGGAGCUGUUUGGCGGUGCCCGCAAGGUCAGGCGAAUCAUUACCCCGAAAGUCGGUAAUAAUGCCGGAAGGUCGGACCCCAGCCAGGGUUCCCGGAAAGCUGGGAAGGGUGGGCCUGAAAAGGCUGGCCCGUCCCGGAACGAUGGGAACAAGGGGUUGCGACCGCUGGUGGGCCCUCAACAGCCACAGAGCAGGGCGAUCCAAGGGGAGGACCCCCCUUGGACGAAGGUAGAGCGGAAGAGGAAGAAGAAGGCGAAUCCGCAGGUAGUAGCGCAGGACGCCAAGCCAAGGCGUAGGAGGGCAGGUGCCAAGCGCGAGAAAGGCGACGCGAUCGUCAUCAAGACGGAACAGUCCAAGUACUCGGACGUCUUGAAGAUGAUGCGAAGCGACGCCAAACUUGAGGGUCUUGGAGCCGACGUACGCAGGAUUAGACGUACUCGUACAGGCGAGAUGAUCCUGGAGCUGAAGCGCCAGAAGGAGCACAAGGGCGCCGCCUAUAAAAGGCUGGCAGAAGAGGUCUUUGGUGAGGGAGUGCAGGUGAGGGCUCUGACACAUGAGGCGACUCUGAAGGUCAAGGACAUUGAUGAGAUCACCGAAGUGGAAGAGCUCGUCACGGCACUGCGGCAACAGUGCGAUGUGCAGGUGGCCGCCGCAGCCGUUAAGCUACGGAAAGGGCCAGCAGGGACACAUAUAGCUUUAGUUCAGCUACCUGUGGCGGACGUCAAAAAGUCCGUUAAAGUAGGGAGCAUAAUGCCUGGUUUACAUUGUUCAACUGAAACGAACAUUCCACUUGCCAACUUCUCAAAGAUGUUCAAUCCAAUGGAAUGAUGUGUUUAGACUGAGCAAAUGACUUGAGUGUUCACUUGAAUGCUCUUGAAUAGCAUCUCAGUUGAAGCAAGUGUUUACAUUGUUCAACUCGUGCGGAGCGUAAGCAAACUGAAUUGAAUUAAUCUCACUGACAGAUGACUUAAAUUCAGCUCACAUGAAUCGCGGGUUUAGACGGGGCAAGUGAGACGAUUUCGUUUGACUUGAAUGAAAAAGUUCAACAUGUUCAACUUUCGUUCAAGUCAAGUGAGUUGCUCAUGUGAGAUGAAUGGUGUUGUUUACACGUUCAAUUCGCAUUCAAUUAGGCAUUUUCCAUUGACUUGAAUCAAGUCACUUGCACUGUCUAAACCAGGCAUAAAGGUGGGUUGGUGUGUAUGUCACCUGACAUUCCACGAGCCACCAGAGGUUUGCUUCAGGUGUCUGGAACCAGGACACAAGUCGUGGGACUGCAAAGGCCCCGACAGGCGCAAACUGUGCAGGCGAUGCGGCGCUGAAGGUCAUAAGGCCCAAAGCUGUACGAGUCCGCCCAUCUGCAUGAUCUGUACCGGGAAAUCCUCGAACAACAGACAUCCGAUGGGUGGUCCAAGGUGCCCGGCCUUCAAGAAAGCCGCAGUGAACAACAAAUCACAGUGCAGGUAACGCAGCUGAACCUGAACCACUGUGAUGCGGCUCAGCAACUGCUUUGUCAGGCGGUUUCUGAGUGGGAGACGGAUAUCGCCAUCAUAUCGGACCCAUACCGAGUACCCGCCGGCAACGGCAACUGGGUCGCGGAUGGGACCAGAAAAAUGGCGGCGAUAUGGACGACGGGUAAAUACCCCGUCCAGGAGUUGGUGUCUACUACCUAUGAGGGCUUCGUGGUCGCCAAAGUAAACGGGGUCUUCUUCUGUAGCUGUUAUGCGCCUCCGCGGUGGCCGAUCGAGCAGUUCACGCAAAUGCUGGACAACUUAACGACCGUGCUAACAGGGCGAAGGCCGGUGGUAAUAGCGGGUGACUUUAAUGCCUGGGCCGUGGAAUGGGGAAGCCGUUUCACGAACCAGCGGGGUCAGAUCCUGCUAGAAACACUGGCCAUCUUAGAUGUCGACUUGGCUAAUGUCGGUACCAAGAGUACCUUUAGUCGAAACGGAGCGGAGUCAAUUAUUGACGUGACCUUUUGUAGUCCUGGCCUAACAAGUAGUUCGAACUGGAGAGUAGAUGAUGGCUACACUCUCAGCGACCACCUGGCGGUUCGCUACAGUAUCGACUACAACAACAGCAGACAGCGGAUAGAAGAAGAGGCGGCUAGGCCAAGGCCAAGCCCUCGCAGGUGGAAGCCAUCAUACUUCGACGAAGGGGUGUUUAGGGAGGCGCUCCGCCGUGAGCGAAACUUAUUCGGUUUAGACGGCGACGAGCUGGUAGCGGUGCUCUCACGUGCGUGUGAUGCGACCAUGCCUAGGCGAGUCCACCCUAGAAAUGGGAGGCCACCGGCUUACUGGUGGACCGACGCGAUUGCGGACCUGCGCCGCGCCUGCCUACGGGCUAGGCGGCGGAUGCAGCGAGCACGAUCAGAGGAAGAGCGAAACGAACGGCGGGUGGUGUUCGCCGCUGCAAAAGCCGCGCUUAAGACCGAGAUAAGAGCAAGCAAAAAGGCCUGCUUUGAGGGUCUCUGUCAGAGUGCCAAUACGAACCCGUGGGGUGACGCCUACAGGAUCGUUAUGGCCAAGACGAGAGGUGUGAUGGCUCCUACAGAGCAAUCUCCAGAGAUGUUGGAGGGGAUCAUUGAAGGACUUUUUCCGCGUCAUGAUCCUAGUCCUUGGCCUCCUUUCGUAGGACAGCCGGGGACUGGGGCUGGCGAUGAGGAGAGGGUCACCGAUGUGGAACUUGCGGGGAUAGCUAAGUCCCUUAGCGUAGGUAAGGCCCCAGGUCCGGACGGAGUUCCGAACCUGGCCUUAAAAGUAGCUAUUGCAGAGGCUCCCGAGAUGUUCAGGUCUGCUAUGCAGAAAUGCCUGGACAAGUUUUCCCAUAAGCUUGGAAGAGGCAGAGCCUGGUACUAUUGACAAAGGCGGGGAAACCACCCGGAGACCCGUCGGCAUAUAGACCAAUAUGCUUGAUUGACACGGCGGGGAAGGUGCUCGAAAAGAUCAUCCUCAAUAGAAUGUUGAGGUU
Aedes albopictus (Asian tiger mosquito) is the source of this 3921-nucleotide messenger RNA. RefSeq lists its product as uncharacterized. Bases 415 to 1782 code for a protein of 455 amino acids. The record is from RefSeq and is a predicted model, not a curated record. The transcript is spliced from 2 exons. Lineage: Eukaryota; Metazoa; Arthropoda; Insecta; Diptera; Culicidae.